AUGCUUCUCAUAGGCUUAACCGGCUCGAUAGCCACUGGCAAAUCUACAGUCUCAUCCCUCCUCUCCUCUCCUCCUUAUAACCUCCCCAUAAUCGACGCAGAUGUACUGGCUCGCAAAGUUGUUGAACCAGGUACCGCUGGAUACCGCGCUAUAGUGGACUACUUUGGACCUACAACCCCCGAUUUAUUACUUCCAGAGGAGAAACCGGGUAAAGGAAGGCCUUUGAACAGACCAGUCCUUGGUAGACGGGUAUUUGGCGACUCUCCGGAGCGAAGGAAAGAUCGAUCAGUGCUCAAUGGAAUCGUGCAUCCUGCUGUGAGGUGGGAGAUGUAUCGUGCCUUGCUCUGGUACUAUAUACAUGGACACUGGGCAGUAGUUUUGGAUGUGCCUUUACUCUUUGAGAGUGGUUUGGAUGCUAUAUGUGGAACCGUUAUCGUUGUUGGAGUGAAAGACCCGGUGGUCCAAAUGCAGAGACUACGUGCUAGGGAUCCGCAUCUCACUGCUGAAGAUGCGGAGAAUCGGGUGAAGAGCCAAGGAGAUGUACAUGGGAAGGUCAAAAGGGCUGAAUUUAGAGGCACUGAGAGUGCAAGGGGUGUCAUUGUUUGGAAUGAUGGGGACAAGGCGGAGUUGGAAGGGGAGGUCAGGCACGCAAUAAAUCGAAUCAGCUCUACGAGCCCGCAGUGGUGGGCGUGGGUCUUGUUGCUGGUGCCGCCGCUGGGAGUUGGAGUAGCAGCAUGGAACCUCGCUAUUAACUACCGAGAGAAGGCAAAGUGGGAGGAAAAGCAACGGAAUGAUAAAGCAAAGCUGUAA
Microsporum canis CBS 113480 is the source of this 810-nucleotide messenger RNA. Its product is annotated as dephospho-CoA kinase. Lineage: Eukaryota; Fungi; Ascomycota; Eurotiomycetes; Onygenales; Arthrodermataceae. Gene Ontology annotation, molecular function: ATP binding; dephospho-CoA kinase activity. The transcript has a single exon. The record is from RefSeq and is a predicted model, not a curated record. Gene Ontology annotation, biological process: coenzyme A biosynthetic process. Bases 1 to 810 code for a protein of 269 amino acids.